UCAGAAACUGAAAACUAUGCAGAUGUCGCAAACGGAAAUAGAAAACAACGAAACUAUCGAAACUACGAUAACACAACAUUUUGCUCGUUUGCACGGCGUCCUACAGAAUAUUGAAAGAAGAAUGAUCGAUAAAAUUCAUGAACAGAAUAAUAGCUAUAUUAAGAAUAUCACGGAACUCGAGACCCAACUGAAGUCCCAUCAAAAUCAAUUACAGGGAGCAUUAUUGGUAGCCUCUACCGCGAAAGAGAAUAUCAAAAGAAUCGAUUUGGAAAAUGUCAUAUGCAAAUUGAAAGAUAUCGCCGAUGUACCUUGUCACUUGAUAAAAGAGUCAUUUAUUAACGAGGACAAAAUAAUAUUUAAACCCGACGAAAGCAUCAUCGAUGUUCUAGAAAAACACUGCACUCUUCGGAUACCUUCGAAGAUGCAAUUCUAUCUAUUGCGUACCAAACUCUUGCCCGAAAAUUACCAAGUGGAACCUUUGGAUAACACCAUAGCUAUUUCGAAUAAUCCCUCGAUGGAAGAAGAACUUUCGGUUCCACCAAACAAAACCAUUUCCGUGACUUCUCUUUCUUCUGGAAAUACCGAAAGCUCCCUUCGAUUGGAAUCUUACGAAUUGGUUAAAGUACUGAAGGUCGUCGAUCCUUCCUGCUUUUACGUUCGAAAUAUGUCGACUCAGAAGCAAGCAGAAAAAUUAACGAACGAUCUUGAAGCUUAUAGCACGAACGCGAUCAAUCCAACAAAUGAUAUUAUCGUCGGUACAAUGUAUAUGUUAAAAUAUUGCACGCGACGGGAAAAAAAAUGGCAACGUGGAAAGGUCAUAAAAAUUAACUUAAAUCAAAACGGCGAUAAAACCUACGACAUAUUGUACGUCGACAAUGGAUACAUCGAACGUAAUGUAUCGAUUAAACGCUUUAAGCUGAUCCCAUACUAUUUGGCAGCAGUACCUAUAUUGGCAACAAAAUGUUCUCUCCACAACAUCUCACCGACGAAUGAUCGUUGGAGCAAGAGUGCUACCGAUACAUUUCGUAAAUUAAUUAAUAAAAAUGAUUCACUAUUGAUGUACGUCGUUCAUACCGUUGGCAAUAUACAUUACGUCGAUCUUUGUUUCAAAUCGAAUAAUCCGCAAGAAGAAAAUAGCUCGAUACGCGAUUUAAUGAUAUUUAUGAAACAUGGCACCCUUAUGUCGUCCCAAAGAUUAAAGAUAUUAAAUCCAUUACCAAUAGUAAUUUACUUUCACGAGGAACUUGAAAUGGAGAUAUACGUUUACGUUACAGUUCAACACGUCGAAUCACCCAACUCCAUAUACGUUACGAAGAUUGGAGAAAAUCGUAAACAUAUCAACAAACUUAUGAAGGACAUGAUGUUAUUUUACAAAAAGAAUGCAGGACGUAAUAUGUUAGCCUGUCCUCUUGAAAUAAAUACUCCAUGCGCGUUAUACUCAAAUGGAAUGUGGUAUCGUGGAUUAAUCAAGAAAAUCAUUAAUGAAAAAAGUAUCGAUGUAUUUUGUGUUGAUUUUGGAUAUACUAUUACGUCGGAACAUAAUAUGUUAAAAUCAUUGCCGCAUUAUUACAUGAGCAGUAGAAUGCAGGCGAUACAUAUUUCCUUGAAAGAUUUAUCUCCAUUGUCCGAAGAUCACAAUCAAUGGAGUUUACAGACAAUACAGAUAACUAAGCUACAAUUGACGAAUAAAAAUGUCAAAGUUAUAUCUAUGUUUAAAAAUGAAAAUAUUUAUGACGUUUAUUUAUAUAUUAACAAUAUUAAUUUCAAUUCUAUGUUAAUCAAUAAAGGUUUCGCCGAACCAAUAGAACCAAUCGCGUUGAUAUAUCAGGAGAACAAAGAUUUGUUAUGUUUGAAACAGGAUAGAAAUGAAGAAAAUAAAAAUCCUUUACCGAUCGAUGUAAAAUGGAAUAACGAAGAAACAAUGCCAAAUGAUCCACCGAUGAUCGAAUCCGAUCCCUUUAAAGUAUCCAUUCAAGUGCAUAAAGCGAUAUCGCCCGAUUGUAUUUAUGUUUCUGACGUGUCACGCGAAGAAGGAAAGUUUAUAUUCAUGUCGAAGCUACAAGAUUUUUAUAGAAAAUAUCAUUCACCACAAGAAAAGAACUGGACGAAGGAUUCCGUUUGUGUCGUUUAUUCGAAAAAAGAUAAAAGUUAUUUUCGCGCUUAUAUAUUAAACGUCAUUACGUCGAAAGAAGUUUUAGUAUCAUUUUAUGAUAUGGCAAUCGAGGAAAUAAUUCCAAUUGAGCACAUACAACCGUUAGAUCGACAAUUUCGACAAGAACCGGCAUAUAUAUUUAAAGUUAAGCUCGCCGGUAUUUUACCAUGUGGCGGUUCAAAAAUCUGGCCUUCUGUGUCUUGUCAAAAAUUGUCAGAAAUAAUAGACGAAAAUCAAAGUUCACAAUUUUAUAUUACGAAAAUGUCGGACAUGGAACAGAAUAAAGAGAUAAUACCCGUUCAACUAUGGAUGAAACAAUCAAAACCAGAUGGACCAUUAUCGCCAAUGAAAACGGAAAUCAAUUCUAUUAACAAAAUGUUAGUAGAAGCUGGAUUUGCUUUACCAAUAAAAGAUUACAAUGCAAAAAUAGAUAAGAUACUGGCUAUUGAAUUUAAACGACAAUUAUUAGAAACACAGAUAGGAUAUCAGGAUAAUGAAGAAAAUAUAAAAUGGUUCUCUGUUAAUGAAGGAUUAGAAUGUUCCAUUGAAUCGAAUGAACAAAAUAAUAAUGAAAUUUCUACGUCAGAAAUAAUAUCAAUGCAUUUAAAUAUAAAUUCGAAAAAUGAAGAAGAAGUCGAAAAUGUAAAAGACGAAGAAGAAAAGUAUGAAGUAAAGAAUGAAAUAGAAGAUGAAAUAGAGUAUGAAGGAGAAUAUGAAGUAGAGGAUGAAAUAGAGGAUGAAAUAGAAGACGAAGAAGAAGAAGAGGAAGAUGAAGAUGAAGAUGAAGAUGAAGAUGAAAAUGAAGAUGAAGAUGAAGAUGAAGAUGAAGAUGAAGAUGAAGAUGAAGAUGAAGAUGAUUCUAAUACUACAUCGAGCAUUAACGAUGCUAUCCAAGUACCAAUUUUAACAGAUUGGUUACCGGCACUUCCAAUAAAAAAGAAAAACUUCACUGCCAUACCAACGUACUUGGAUCACUCUGGAAUGAUUUAUUUACAUUCUAAAAAAAAUGCAAAAAGGACGUUAGAAUAUAUAGAGACAAUGUUAGCUGAUUCUUAUAAAAAGAUCAAGAUAAAACCAUGCGAUAGAAAAUGGAAGGAAGGAGAUAUAUGUAUCGCGCAGUAUCAUGGCAACAAAAAGUGGUACAGAGCGAAAGUAUUAUCCGUGUUAGAUGAAAAUACGAUAGAGGUUCUAUUUGUUGAUUAUGGAAAUAUCGAAGAAUGUUCGAUUGGACUUGUAAAAAAAAGAGUUAUUUUAGAACAUAUACCAAUCCAGUGUAUUAAAUGCAUUGUUCCCGGUUUAAAUCCGGAACAAGGAAAAUGGAAAAUAGAAGAUUUGGAUAAAAUACAUGUAUUUCUUGUGGAAAAGGAAUGUAAAGUUACUGUUUUAGAAAAAACCGAUACGCACUUAGUUGUAUCGAUCACAUUAUUGAAACCAAAACAAUGCGAUCUUCUUUCUUUCGUUACUAAUGAAUUAGGAAUUCGUUUGGCAUCUAAUUCAAUAUAUACGAAUCCUAUCGAAAUAUCGGAUAAUAUUACUUCAGACAAUAUAUCUUCGAAUUCUUCGAAUGUAAUUAUUGAAAAAUACAUAGUGAAUAAUAGAACAAUCUCUGAUGUAGAUACAGAUACUGAAAUGAUUAUGGAAUACUUAUCAGAUAUAGACAGUGACAUUAUUAGCGAUAAUUCUAUAAUAAUAAAUAAUCUCGAUGAGAUAGACAAUCAUAAUAAUAAUUUACAAAUGAUUAAAAAAGAAUUAGUUCAUACCAAUUUAAAAAUUACAAAUAUCGAUUAUUUUGACACAUAUAUACCAAUCAUUAUUCCCAAUGACAUUGAUACCUUUGAAGUAGACUUAUGUUAUACUGAAACAGCAACUAUAUAUUAUACUCAAAUAAGGGAAAAUAAAAAAUCUAAGAUAUUAAACGAUUAUUACAAUCGUUAUAAAAUAUUAAUGGAAAGUUUACAAAGGGAAGCUCCUAAACAACCAUUGAUCGAAAGUUUAGUUUCCAAUACUCCCUGUUGUGCCUUGUUUAACGAUGAUAUUUGGUAUAGAUGUAUUAUUAAAAAAACUACAAAAAUAAAAAAUUCAAAGAAGACUUUCGUUCACUUAUGGUACGUUGAUUUUGGAAAUGAUGAAUAUCGAAAAGUGACAUUGGAAGAGAACGUUGUAAGGACCAUUUGUCUGUGGAAUUAUAUGUGGAUAAAACAUGUAAGAAAUUGAUUUAUAGUUCUUUAAUCAGAGACGGUUUUUUUCAAAUAAAUAAGACGAAGAAAGACUGAUGAAAAAAAAAAAAAAAAAGAAACAAAUAAAAAAAUUAAAAUAAAACAAAAUAAAAUAAAUAAAAAAAAAAAAAAUAAUAAAAAAUAAAAAAUAAAAUCUUUAAUCAUUUAUGUUUAUUUCAGAACAAGUUUACAUGAAAAGUUUUGUUUUGUUUUAUAUAUUAGACAUAUAAAUAAGUAAUUUAAAAAAAAUAUAAUGUUCCUAUAUAGAUAAUAGUCUUUAUCAUUAUUUGUGAUAACAAAUAAUUUUGUUAAGCGAUAUCUAUUAUAUCUUGUAUCAUUAACGCUGUGUACUUUUAGCUAUUUGUUCUUUAAGAACCAAAAUACUUUGUCUUUGUUCUGGCGGAAGCAUAGCAAUUUGUUCAUCCGACAAUUGCAAUACUUGCAUUAUUAAAGCAGCCUGUGAUAAGAAAUAAAUUUAUAUAAUAGAUAUUAAUA
This is a messenger RNA of Vespa mandarinia (Asian giant hornet), 4863 nucleotides long. RefSeq names its product tudor domain-containing protein qin (gene qin). NCBI's taxonomy places the organism in Eukaryota, Metazoa, Arthropoda, Insecta, Hymenoptera, Vespidae. The record is from RefSeq and is a predicted model, not a curated record. Gene Ontology annotation, molecular function: zinc ion binding.